This is a messenger RNA of Diaporthe batatas, 1293 nucleotides long. RefSeq lists its product as uncharacterized. Gene Ontology annotation, molecular function: zinc ion binding; nucleic acid binding. The transcript is spliced from 2 exons. The record is from RefSeq and is a predicted model, not a curated record. Lineage: Eukaryota; Fungi; Ascomycota; Sordariomycetes; Diaporthales; Diaporthaceae. Bases 1 to 1293 code for a protein of 430 amino acids.
AUGCGUCAGGGUUUUCCUCAACGGUGUUACACCUGCGGCGGCUGGGGCCACAAAGCCUCCGAGUGCGCAAACAACCGGCCAGUUUUGACGAUUCACACUCUCCCAGCCGACCUGACUGUGGGGGCGGUGUUGAACAGCAUCAUGCGCCCGGCGCCAGCGUUUGGCGACAAUCAGCAGCAGGCGUCGAACCCCGAUGAAGCCAACGCGACCUCAAUUGCGUGGAUGCACAACGCCGACCAACGGACUGUGGUGGAGGGCCUUAAUGCCUUCAAGGAGCGCACCGGCAUACAGGACCCGGCCGUCCUCUACAUGGACAACCAGACUGCCCGUGAAGCAGAGGCGCAACACCGUCAAGCAGCGGCGUUCCUCGCGGCCGGUGCUGCGGGGAUGAAGAGGCUGCAGGACGCCGAAAGCAAGAGGCAUUUGGACAUCGCGUCCAUCCCCUUCAUGACCGGGGACAACAAGUGGCGCCCUCGCCGCAGACAGGGACAGUCUGGGAGUGGAGCGCUGCUGGGCGAUGCGCAGCCCAAGCACGCUGAUGCCGGUGCCGCGAAUAUCGGCCGGAGUGGCCAUGGAGGCUUCGCCGGUGCUGGUGGCAGUGGCGGCGAUGGCGGCGGCCGCCAACGCCCCUGGAGGCGUGGUGAUGGCCCGAUUGGUCAUCGAAAUGACGCCCGCGUUCAAAAGAACACGGACCGGGGCAGGGGCCGUGGUCGCGGUGGAAAACCCCGCGGAGGAGGCCGCGGUGGCAUGGGUCCAGCCAGGGCCAAUGCUCUCCACACUUGGGAGGCUGGCAAGACCGACCCCCAGCAGCAUGUUGAGGGGGUCAACUUCGGCUCUCGGCUGAACGAGUCUGGGAGCGGCCCCCAAAACGAAGAUGGGAGGCUUGCCGUGGAGGAAGGGCAGCGGGCCAGGCCCAUGAGGUCUGACGCGAUGCCUUAUGGGUCUGCAGUUGUUGAGAACGGCCAGUUCGUGGUUCGCAACUUGGAGGAGCGAGACAUCCAGCCCCUGAUCGCUCGUGCCUCCCGCACUCAGCCGUCUGGACCGACGUGGGAUGCCAGAUUCAUCAGGCAGCGUCACCCGGAUCGGGAUGGUCCUGCGACGAGUGAGGUGGCCAGAAGCCGCCACCUUACUGCGAUGCUCUUGCCGGGCGACCCGUUCCUGGUCAACAGGAACGUGGAUGCACAGGGCCGUCGCGCUCCGGCGGGGGAUGCCGCACAGUCGGCAGACACGUCGAUUCGGGGCCAUAUUCGGAAGGAAUCCGGUGAUGCCAUGGACUAUGAGGACGAAGACUAA